This is a messenger RNA of Dreissena polymorpha, 6353 nucleotides long. RefSeq lists its product as uncharacterized. NCBI's taxonomy places the organism in Eukaryota, Metazoa, Mollusca, Bivalvia, Myida, Dreissenidae. The transcript has 7 exons. The record is from RefSeq and is a predicted model, not a curated record. Bases 58 to 972 code for a protein of 304 amino acids.
UUACAAUUCACCGGGUCAAUUCACCCACAUAAAACCGGUCGUAUAACUCUCUUUAAAAUGUCGUACAGCGCAUUGUCUAAAAAAAGUCGUAACCCCUAUGAGACUCUGGAAAGAAUGUUAAACAAAACAACGCUAUCGACUCAGCGUGUCGCUCAUUCAAACAUCGUGGAACUAGGUGCGCAUAUGGUUUCAACGAAAGCUGGUGAUUUCCAAGAGGAACACGAACGAGAACUGCAGAAUGCUGUUGACGAGGCAGAAGAACGAGCCACCAGAGAACUGAAAGCAGCACUGAAACGCUUGAAGGAAGACAAAGACCACGAGAAAAACAAAGCCCUGAGGAACCAGAAAGAGUACUACGAGAACAUCCAAAGACGUGUUGAGGACCAACGCAACAGGGCAGAGGAAGAACGUGAGCGGGAACUGACUCGAAAGUUUGAACGGGAGAAAGAAGAGGCUCUGAACCAGGCGUGGCAGGCUGCCGAAAGACGAAAGGAGGAAGCAGUUGCAGUAGCAUGUGAGGAACUGGCGCGAAAACUUCGCCACGAGGCCGCUGUAGAAAAAGAGAAGGCAAUUGCAGAGGCAUUACGAGUGGCUAAGGAAAAAUAUCUUAUUCGUGAACGUAACACGAUCGAGAAAACCCGCCGUGAGAUGGAGGAAAUAGCCAAACAGGAGGCAGAGAGAGUGGCUAAACUCCACCAGAAAGACAUCGAACGCUGCAAUGAGAGGUACGACAUUCUGGAGAGGAAGUGGCUGCGAGAGAUUGAGCACCGCAAGAAUGUAGAACAGGACUUCAGGGAGCUGCAGGACGACUACCGGCGGUUCAUGGACUACACGGACGGCAUGUUCCACUCGGACUACCUCAUGCAGCUGAGACACCUGGGUCAGAAGCUCGCGGAGAAGCAACUCUCGCGGGUCACGUAUGACGACAUCGAGAAGAAAUUCGAAGAGGACUCUGAAGCACCGGAAUUUUAGUCCCUCAACUCUGGAAAGUUCAUUGAAAGUUAGAAUUUUUAGUUGCUUAGGUCUGAUUUUAUCUUUGGGAAGCAUAUUAUGACACUAGAAAAUUAUAAAUGUAAGUCGCUCAGUUCUAGAAUGAUCUCCUAAAAACGUAUGGUGACCAUUGAAGGUCAGGUAUUUUAUGGCUGUUUUUAAAAUGGCUUUGAGCUGGGGGCUUUUGCUUAAUUUGGUACUCUUUUUAUGAGGAAUAAAGAAGGUCCUUGUGAUUUACUUUGUUCUUAGGUCUGUGUUUGUUUGCUACUGAAAAUAGGAAAAAAUCGUUAUCAGUUCAGCUCUCCUAUUGACAUUCGGACUGUGUUUUGAGGAUUUGUAAAUUAACCCAUUUAUACCUAGUGGACUCUCCCAUCCUUUUAAAUUGGAUCAAUUUAUUUCCAAAAUUAGGGAUGUCUAGUAUAUUUAUUUCUAUAUUUAGAAUAUUUUUUACAGAAAUUCCUUUAAGCAAACAGCGCAGACCCAGAUGAGAGGCCGCAUCAUGAGGCUUCUCAUCUGGGUCUACGCUGUUUACCAAGGCCUUUUUUCUAGACGCGAGGCAUAAGUGGGUAAAAAUAAAAUCACAGGCCAUCAAAAUGGUGAAAUAUUGUAGAUGAAAAAGGCCUGUGCUAAAAGUACAGUGCUAUGCAAUUUUGUUAAAUUGAAGCAAUUGAUUUUAGCCUCCAAAUUGAAGUGUUCCUCUCUUCAUGUCACAGCCAUAUAAAAUAUGUCUUGUUCAGUUUGUAAUUUUUUUUUGUUUAGUUUGUAAUUUAUCUUGUUCAACUUGUAAUUUAUAUUGUUCAAUCUCUUAGUGCUGAUGGAAUAACCAUGGUUGUGAUAAUGUGGAAGGAAUUUGAUUUAACAAUUAAGAACCCAGAAAAUAUUUGUGAUUGAAUGCAAUAAUUUAAUGAUUCACAUCGCUGUUGUAAAACAGCAAGGCAAUUACUAGUCAUCUAUAUUCAAUCUCAUUCAGAGAUAGACAACUCUUUAGAGACUGCAUGUUAUCUUUUAUUGUUAGGUUACUUCCCUUUACAAUUCAGCUUUUUUGAAGAAAGAAAAGUUCAAUUUGCAUGCACAUAGAACAAUUUUAUGGAGUGCUUUUGCUCUAGAGUUAUAGGUUUUUUAAUCUUCUUAAUGCCUCUCUCGUGACAUGGGUAUACUAUUAAAAUGGAUUAAAAUGUACCUCAAUAAGUAUUAUUGUAAUGGCUUUGUUAGCCCUUUCCCACUUAGAAGCAAAGUAAAAAUGGCUACAUGUACGUACAAAGAGCAUAAAACCAGAACAGCGUGGGAGUAACUUGCAGUCUGUUCAGGUUUUAUGCUGUUUGCUGCUCAUCAGUAUCUUAGGGUAAAAAAGGAAGCCUUUAAAACUUGAAUCUUGUAAGAAAGGUCUUUUAAAUUAAAUUUAACUUUCUAAGGGACUAAAUUGGUCAAAAUACGCCUCUAAGUGGUAAACUCACGCACAAACAAAUUAAUUCACAAGUGCAAGGUUAAUGUUUUCAAACUAUAUCACAAAGGAGUUUGUUUAUGAUCAUGUUUGACUAAACCGGUUUUAUGAGAGUUGAACUGCAACAUGAAACUGUCAUAUUCGCUAAGUAUUUCUUUCAAAGAUAUAUGGAGAUUAUUGUAAUUUAUCAUGUUUAAUGCAAAACCAUAUAAAUGUGCAUCUGAUGUUUUGUUGAGGGUUGUGGUGUUGUUUGGAUUUAAGCACUCGUUUAUCAAUAUUAAGUGGAUAUUAUAUUUGUCCAAUUAUGUUUUGCCAUUUUUCUGACAUUAUUUAAAAAAAUAACAAAUAAAAAUGGCUGAUAUAAAACAUGAAAUGAUAUUACUAGAAUAAACAAAUUGAUGUCAUUAUACUGCCAGUUUAGCUGUUUUUAACAAGUUGGAAAUAUAUCAAACCUUAUGUUACAGGUAUUUCUUUUUUUGACAUGAGUUGUUUUGUUUGUAUUUUACUAUUGGUUUUAUUUCAUCAAUUCAAUCCAUCAACCCUUUAAUUCAAUAAAUAUGUGUUGUGAUAAGGGACCCUUGUUCCGAUUAAUAAAUAUUAUAAUAGUGCUUAUUAUGCGAUGGUUGUGUGUUGGUGUCAUUUUUAACCUAUGCAAAAAUCAAUUUUCACUGUUAAUUUUAAUUUUUAAUUUGUUUUUGUGUUAAAUUUUAUCUGCAAAAUUUGGAUUACUUAUAUUAAAUUGAGAAAUAGAAGUAAAUGAAACAGCUUUGUGAUUAUAUUAGUCAUGUUCUGAAAAAACUGGGCAUAAUGCAUGCGCGUAAAGUGUCGUCCCAGAUUAGCCUGUGCAGUCUGCCUAGGCUAAUCAGGGACGACACUUUCUGCCUCAAUUGGAUUUUUGCUAAAAGAGAGACUUCAUUUUAACGAAAAAUGUCAUAAAAGCGGAAAGUGUCGUCCCUGAUUAGCCUUACGACACUUUACGCACAUGCAUUAUGCCCAGUUUUCUCAGAAUGAGACUCAUAUGUAUGAAAAAUAAUUUUUCAUGUACACGUAUAUUCAUAUUUUUAGCCAUGGUUUGGGAAAACUGGGCUUAAUUUAUGUGCGUAAAGUGUCGUGCACAGGGUAGUCAUGGAUGACAUUUUCCCCUUAAAUUUUAGUUAACUGAAAAUCCAGUUCAGACAAACUGCACAGGCUCAUCUUCUGCAACACUUAAUGCUGAUGCAUUAACCCUUUUAGCGCUGGAACCGAAUCUUAAAGGCCUUUGCAAACGUGGCGUCUGAUCAAACUGUUUGCUAUUCUGAUAGUGAUCUUUGAAAAAAAAGUGAAGAAAAUGAUUAUUUUAGAAAUUCAGCAGACACCAGUUUUGCAGACGACAAAUAUCCCAGCAUGCAAAGGGUUAACCUUAGUUUGUCCAGAACGUGGCUUUUGUUGUACCUGUGGUUAGCUUUGUAGAAGCUUUUAGUGCCAUGUGUAUAUAAUGGUCCUGUUUUGGAUGAUUGAUGCCUUACAUGAAAAUCUUAUAAUAAUGAACUGUUGUUUUGUAAAAUAAUUUGCUUAAAGUGCUUUGGAUGUUAAUCCAGAGAAAGAUAUGCGCACAUAUUUCAGUAAAGUAAAGUUAUACAAAAAAUUGAUUCGAAUGUGAAAUUUAGUCAUUUCUUGUUUUGAUUAGGGAGUUAAGCUUCAAUAUGUCAAAAUAAAAUAAAAACUUAGUAUGUAUAUACAAUUUUUGUUUGUUUUGAUUAUAUAUUAUAUUACAUAUCAAAUUGUAUUAGUUUGCUUUUGAGUGUAAAACGGUGAUCGGGGAUUCAGUAUUAUAAAUUAAUAGCACAUUUUUACAUUAUUUAUAAUAUAUAUUCUUUUACAGUAUAUAUUGUAGAAAGUAGGUGGUAUUUUUGCUGUUCUUUUACGUAUAUGUAUUUUAUUAUGCAGUCAAAUUGUAUCAUCACUUCAUUUAUUUUUUUGCUAGCUAUUUAUUUGUAGAUUGUAAAUCAUUCUUUAGUCUAAGAAAGCUUGUUAUGUCAAUGCCUGUAGCACACUGAUUAGUUUGUUAGCUAAAAAAAGUACACAUAGAGGUCGACCAUAGUGGGUCAUUAAUAGUGCAAUACAAUUGCUUUAAGCGCAAAUUUCGAGUUUUGACAAGAAAAAGACAAACACUAGAAUCAACUGCCAUCUUAAACUUAUAAAUGUUACGUUAAAGUUACAUAGCUCGCAAAUGUGACAAUUUUUCAUGUGCAGAUAACCAUGUCUAUUACUUUUUUAAGCAUUAAAAUUAAAAUAAACAUAUAUUAAAAUCAUGAUUUUGCUAGGAAGUGGAAAUAAACUAGAUUUAAUUUUCCUGUAUUUAUGGAUUUAUUUCGUUUUGUUGUUUAUGCUGAAUAUCUUUGAGGAUUUAUGUCAGCCAGCUUCAUGUUAAUUCAAAGAGAUUUGUACUAAUGCACUUUUGAAUUUGAUUCAAUUGGUAUAUUAACAAUUGUUUUGUUAUGCAAUUCUUGAAGGGAUAAUCCCUUGUCAAAUUGUGGUUUUCUUGGAGAGAAAAAAAAACACUUGAACAUCUUUGCAAAUUUUAUUAUGAAUAAUUUGUGGUAUAAAAUGUUGCAUAUAUUUUUUCAGCUUCAUGUAACUAGCGUUCAUUAUUGCCUUAUUCACUUUUGACCCUCAAAAGAAUUUUUUUUUUUUUGAUUACAUGAAAUAUAAGAUGUAAUUGGAGAAAAGUUACCUAUGUACUGAAGCUUAAAAUAAAAACCCAUUAAAAUAUACACCGGUUUUUCAGAUAACAUCUACUUCUCUGCUAUUUUUACUGCUGUAAAGGCUGUGAAAUGAGUAUCCUAAAUCUAAAAUAGAUCACGAACAAUAAAUGACCUUGUAUUUUAUGAUGUUAUUCUCCUCAUGCGUAGAAUAUAGAAACAUAAAUACAUGGGUUAUCUUUCAAAUAUUCAGGUUGCACCAUUUUCAAAGCUGUUACAUUGUUUAACAAAUAUUCUGUAUAAGAUGAUCACAUUAUCAAAGCUGUUACAUUGUAUAACAACAGGUUGCACCAUAAUCAAAGCUGUUACAUUGUAUAACAACAGGUUGCACCAUAAUCAAAGCUGUUACAUUGUAUAACAACAGGUUGCACCAUAAUCAAAGCUGUUACAUUGUAUAACAACAGGUUGCACCAUAAUCAAAGCUGUUACAUUGUAUAACAACAGGUUGCACCAUAUUCAAAGCUGUUACAUUGUAUAACAAAUAUUCUGUAUAAGAUUAUCAAUAUUUAGGUUGCACCAUUAUCAAAGCUGUUACAUUGUAUAACAUAUAUUCUGUAUAAGAUGAUCAAUAAAGUUUUGCCAUUGUAAUAUUUCCCCACACAAUGAACAAAAGAAUAUGCAGUACUUUUUAAGAUAGACUUAAUGAUGGUGUCUUUUUCCUAUGGAAAAUAUUGAAUGUGAUAUGGGAACUGUUUGGCCAAUAUAAUUUCUUCCAAGUAAGCCUUUUAUUAAUUUGGCCUUCAGUUUAUCAAGGCCAUCAAAAUAUUCUACCUUAAAUUAUUGCCAAAUGAUUGGGUAAUCAUUUUGCGCAAUCAAGCUUGCCAGCAUGUUAUCCAUUCACCGACUUUAUGGCUUUUGUUAUAUUUGUCAUAACAGAAGUACUAUACCGAUUUUGAUAUUGGUGGAUGAAAAGCGGAUUUGGUAUGCAUAUGAUCUGACAUAAUAAUAGUCAACGGUGUUUUAUUCAUCAUGUAGAUGAACUACUCAUGGUGCACAAUUGUGAUAUAAAACGGUGUAAUGGUUAAAAUACGUAAUGCACUAGCUGUCUUCAAUCAUGUUAAAUAGGCUGCGGUCUCAACACGCUACUUACUGGUCUAUUUGUUGAAUUGUUUUUGUUAUUGAAUAUUUGUUGCUUUGUUAUGAAAAUGUAUUUUUGAAAAAUAAAAAAGUGGAAAAACUCA